GUGAGUGUGGCAUGACGGCAUCACUCUCGAAUCGACUUCAUAUUCAAAUAUACAUAUUUUCAUGCUUUAGGUCAUUUGCGUUGAAAAAUUUGUUCCGGUUUGUACGUGCCAGUGUCCAUAACAACUCUAUUCAGUGCAAACACUUGCCGGUUGCAUUAAAACGAAAACAUAUAUCGAAAACAAAUUCUGGGUACAUUUGGUGUUUGGGCUGAUAUUCACAAGCGGGGAGCAAUUGGACUGUUGGUGCUGCUGCUGCUGAUGAGAUAACCUUUUCACAAUGGUGCAGUACGUUGUGUUUGCGGCUUUUCUGGCGUUUCGAAUAUUAUCCGUGUUUGUGGUGAAAACUUGGUACGUGCCGGACGAGUAUUGGCAAAGUUUAGAAGUGGGUCAUAAAUUAACCUUUGGAUAUGGUCACAUGACAUGGGAAUGGUCAAAGGGCAUACGAAGCUACAUACAUCCGUUGAGCAUAGCCGCAUUGUAUCGGGCGCUCGCUUGGUUCGGUCUUGAUCAAGUGGAAUAUUUGGUGUUGGCGCCUCGCAUUUUACAAGCACUGCUCUCCGCAUUCAGCGACUAUUGCUUCUAUCGCUGGAGCAAAAACAGUAAAUGGUCCAUAUUUUUGAUAUUAACAUCCUGGUUUUGGUUUUAUACGGCCACCCGAACGCUACUCAAUACGGUCGAAACAUGUUUAACAACCAUUGCAUUGAGCCUCUAUCCACGCCAUCACGAGCCCGAUUCGCAUAAAUUCCUUUGGAUCGUUGCCCUGGUGUGCUUCAUACGGCCAACGGCCGCUAUUUUAUGGUUUCCGUUGUGCAUAAUUCAUAUGCAAAAAUCGAUUCAUUCCGUUGCCGAACUAUUGAUUAAGCGGUACUUGUUAAUUGCGUUAAUUGUUGGCACAAUUGCUGUCGGAUUGGAUUCGUAUGCGUAUGGUGAGUUCAUUGUGACGCCAUUGGAAUUCUUCAAAGUCAAUGUGCUCGAGAAUGUGGGCAGUUUGUAUGGCAUACAUCCGUGGUAUUGGUACUUUACUGUCGGUUUGCCAACUAUUUUGGGACCAUUUGCAUUGCCUUUUCUCACCGCCAUCGUCCAGACGCUGCAGAACCGUGAAACCUAUCCGGAUCGUUUCAAUCUAUUAAUAGCCACACUUUUCACACUCGUCGUGUACAGUGCACUGCCACACAAAGAGUUCCGUUUCAUUUUGCCAUUGCUGCCGAUUUGCUUGCACAUUACCGCCGAUUCGCUGAAGAAUUGGAGUCGCGAUGCAUCUCGUAUUACCAUUUGGAUUGUUGCUUUGGCCAUGCUCAUUUUCAAUGCAAUUCCAGCCGUUUAUUUGAGUUGGGUACAUCAACGCGGCACCACCGAUAUUAUGCUUCCGAUUGAGCGCAUUGCACGUGAAUAUCGCGAUUUGGAUGGUAAUCAGGCGAAAUUCUUGUUUUUAAUGCCAUGCCAUUCAACGCCGCUGUACAGUCACGUUCACCAAAACGUCUCACUGCGAUUUUUGACAUGCGAGCCCAAUUUGAAUAGCGAAGAAAAUUACACUGAUGAAGCCGAUCAAUUUUAUGCCAAUCCAGCCGCUUGGCUUCGGUCUCACGUACCCGUCUAUCCAAAAUCAGCGAUGCCAACGCAUACCGUACUUUUUGAUAGCCUCCAACCGCAAAUUAGUGAAUUCCUCAAAAGUUACAAAUUAAUCGAAACCGUGCACCAUUCGAAUUACACGGACAACCGCGUCGGACACAAUGUUCUGCUGUACGAACGUGUCAUCGAUGUACCACCGACAAAGCCGAAAGAACAACCGAACCAAUUCAACAUACCAGACAAUUCAGUACCCAUACAUGAUGAGUUUUAAUAUAUAUAUAUGUACUUUGACACAAACGCGCACACACACACAAACAAAUAUCAGGUAGUUCAAUUCUAAGCUCAUUGUUUUAAUGCAGAAGUCUGAUUUUCUUUUUAAAAGCGCGUUUGCUCUUCUUAAUACAAUUUGUUUCAUAUUUCAAAUUUUAAAAACAUUUGCAAUACAUUUCAAUUUAAUGUAAGAUAUGUUAAUUUCUCUAUUAAAAUUUAUUUUUUUUUUCUUCUAAUUCUCUUUGAAACUCCUGGAUUGCUGCAAUAAAAACGAAAAUUGUGUAAUGUAAUAAAAGACAUUUGACGCAAAAUAAAAUAUAAGCCAAAUGACACAUUUAAAAAA
Molecule: messenger RNA, 2182 nt
Organism: Sitodiplosis mosellana (orange wheat blossom midge)
Lineage: Eukaryota; Metazoa; Arthropoda; Insecta; Diptera; Cecidomyiidae
Product: GPI mannosyltransferase 3-like
Exons: 3
Coding region: 278-1840 (520 amino acids)
Biological process (GO): GPI anchor biosynthetic process
Cellular component (GO): endoplasmic reticulum membrane
Molecular function (GO): alpha-1,2-mannosyltransferase activity
Source: RefSeq, a predicted model, not a curated record